Messenger RNA from Oreochromis aureus, 1360 nucleotides. RefSeq lists its product as uncharacterized. The transcript has 4 exons. The record is from RefSeq and is a predicted model, not a curated record. Bases 33 to 644 code for a protein of 203 amino acids. Lineage: Eukaryota; Metazoa; Chordata; Actinopteri; Cichliformes; Cichlidae.
ACACUAAAGGACUGAUUUUGCAGGACUUUGCAAUGAUGUUUGGAGUAGAGACUGCUUCCAGGUUCCUGGAAAAAUGGAACACCAGUUUUAAAGAUAAGGUUGCCAGGGAAGCCAGAGACCUUAAAGAGACUUGUCUUCUGAAAAGAUUGCUGAAAUCUGCCUUGAACGAAGAAAUGGAUGAUGCUGAUGAGCCAGAGUGGGACAGCGACAUGGCUUCUCUUCUUGUUCUGCUGCACCUUCUCACGCCACAACCAGCUGGAAGGAAACGGCCAAAGAAGAUGAGUGUUGGAGAGGCAAUAGAUCAUCUGGUUAAAUUUCACAAGUCCUGCCAGAGCCUUGAGGAUCACCUCAUGAACAAUGAAGGAAACCCUCAGCCAUAUCUCCUGGCCACAGGGACUUCAAAAGCACAGGUUUUCAGCUUCUACAUAGUCUUGGAUCGAAAGCUUCUUCCAUGUCAGUCAUGCACAUCAUUGGGUGCAUUUGAUGAGUUGUUCAAGUGUCACUUCGUUUUCAGUGUGAAAUAUGAAGACGCUCUGUCCAGCCUGUACACAUUUUUGCAAACCACUGUGUACAAUAUUGAUGUAGGCACAACAGUGGAAAGUCCAAGAGUCAAAGAGUUGCGAGCAAAGCUGUUGAAUAAGUAGUAACCAGGUUAUGCAUUCAAAAUGUUGACCUGUUUUCUCUGUGCGUUAUCCUUUGGUACAGCUUUACUUUUGUUCAGACAUUUAAAACUAGUUCAUGGAAUGUAUCCUGGCAAAAAUUUGAAACUAAAAUGUGGUCAGAUAGGAUGUUGUUUACAAUUCUCAAGUUAUUCUGGAUUUAGAAGACAUCUGAAUAAGAUACAUGCUACUGUUAGCACAUGUGUUCCUCAUGAAACCCCUUCUGACCAUGAUACCCAACAGUUUAGUAGUUCUCAGUGCUUAAAUGAGGAAACACCAUCCACAUCAUCUCAGUGCCAAAAUUCUGAAGCAGGCCCUUCAUUCUCAAAUCAGAGCAAGGACAUGUGUGCCUCCAUUAUUGCCAGACUUUUAGGAAGUGGUGUACCAAAUACUGUAGUUCUUUCUACAGUUCAGAACUUAGAGGAAUUUGUGGGAGAUUGGCAAUCUAAUAUUCAGGAACAAUUAUUGACCCUAUUACCGAAUGACAGUCCCUCCAGAUCAGCCGUAGCAGAUUUAUUUUAAAAUUUGGACAAUCCUUUUAGUCACUUGAAUUCUGAAAGCAAAUGUAAAAAAUAUUUCAGAGAUAAGUGGGAAAUGGUACAGCCAGUUGAAUUGCACCUUGGAGUAAGAUACGAUACUAGACGAUGUAGCAAAACUGGAACCUAUGAGCAAGUCCCAGUAAAUGACAAAUUCAUAUAUAU